This is a messenger RNA of Corticium candelabrum, 1329 nucleotides long. RefSeq lists its product as uncharacterized. The transcript is spliced from 9 exons. The coding region runs from base 102 to 836 and encodes 244 amino acids. NCBI's taxonomy places the organism in Eukaryota, Metazoa, Porifera, Homoscleromorpha, Homosclerophorida, Plakinidae. Gene Ontology annotation, cellular component: NuA4 histone acetyltransferase complex. The record is from RefSeq and is a predicted model, not a curated record.
ACGGGAAAUUAGCUAAAUCAAGUCGCACCUUUGUAUUAGAUUUUGGAUUGUUUCGCUCCAGGAGUGAUCGGAUACACGUUCUCGUGCUAUAACAAGUUGACAUGCAUCGCACGAGUGGUGGCGGUCACGGUCAGACUGGGCAGGCCGGUCAAGCGAGUAGUCAGUCGGAUUGGACGAUGAGGGAAAGGCUUGUGUUGUCGUCUUCUGUGCUCAACAGCGGAGAUCAGAAUUGGGUUUCUGUCAGUCGAAUUGUCAAACCACUGCUAGAAGCCGGAGUCAAACAGCCAGACCAGUUCUCACAGAAGAACUGUGCACUGGAGUAUUCAGAUAUGCUAGAGAAGGUUGCUGCACUCAAGAGGAAGCGUAGUACAGAAAUUGGAACGGGAGAAACACCAGGAGAACGAAUAGUCAGACGUUUGACAUUUGAGCGGAUCAAAAGAGCUAAAGAAGUCAAUCAAGACGCAACAUGCACUGUACAAGUUACUCGACCUGACACUAACUCAAACUUACCAUCUAAGGCACAUAGUAAACAGCAGCUCCGCCUCUUACUUACCAUCACAACGAUGUCACUCCACCCAUGCAUAGACAGAUGCUUCAUCUUCUCUCUGUAUGCUCCUAUCCAGUCCAGUACUCCAGUUCAGCGAAUCCAGACACCCUGCUCUGAACGUAUCACAUCGGGUUUGGUUUACAAGAAAGCCGAUGUACAAGCUGAUAUUGAUGCAAAGAAACGAGACAAGUUUUGGUCUGACCAAGAGGUUGAGUUGCUAGUGUGGGGAACUGCAUUGGAUAGUUUGCUCCAGUCAUCACUAUUCACGUGGCACUGGUCAUUGCUAUGAAUUGAUGUUCAUGCAUGUUGGUGUGGUUUGCAUGCAACAUGCUGCAAAGUAAGCUAAACGUCUUGCAAAUGUAUUAUGGGAGACAUCAAGUGUCAGUUCUGAAAUGAAUGUAAGGUAGAUGAGUCUGUCUUAAAUACAAAGGUUGGUUGUCUCUUAAUGUUUCUAGUUACACAAAGCCAAAGCGGCAGUUGAAUUAUUAUUGUGAUUGUUUCUCUCUAGCAGCUGAAGAUGAUGAGAGAGGACACGAGCAGUAGGUUGUGAGUCUAGUCCAUCAUGGAGUCGUGCAGUGGAUCAAGAGAAGCAAGCAGUCAGCAGCCCAGCCGUCAGUUUGAAUAGUGGCAGAGUUUGCAAACGAGCAGACAGACUAGAUGUGUAAGUUAGAGGAGAGAUGGAGUGAUAGUGAGGCGUCUAGAUGACGUGAGAGUAUGAGAGUGUCCAGUUGUAGGAGGUACACUGUAGUGUUGAAUUGAGUUUUGUUGAAUACAUUACUGUA